UCAAAAUAAUUGCUGAUUCAUUUUAUGAGGAUUGACUAAUUGUUGCAGCUCUAAAAACAACUCAGCUUAGUUUAAAAUAUGCAUUCAUUCAUCCAUUUAACAGCAUGAUGAUCACCACCUCCUUAUGAAAUACACAGUUUUUGUCUAAUGUCAAUAGACUGCAACUUCGUCUGAAACUUAAGCUGUGAAAACUCAUGAAAAAUGUAUCAGUUGUUGCCACAUCAAAAAUAAACCAACAUGAAGUGACUGCUGCAAUAUUGUGUGUAUUCUACCGAAUCUUUUGCAAUCAUGUUUCACAUCACAGUUCCUGUUUCUUGUCUGCUUUCAUCAAAAGCGGUGUGUUCCGUGAGAAAUCAAACUCCUGUGCUGAGGAGCCUUUUAGAUUCUCCUAAUAUCCAGAGUGAAUACUUCACAUCAUCCAUGUGUUUAAGGUUAAUGGAUUCCUCCACCGCUUUCAUGAUCUUAAAUGUCACUCUGUCCUAUUCAGCUCCCCGUUGAAUACGUCUGUACGGGUUCCACAGUUAGUCUAAACUGUUACGUCCUGCAGUGCUGAAUGUCUGCUGAUGUGUCAGUGAAACCAAGCAGUUCUCCUUGCUUCUUAGCAUAUGAAGAGCUUCACUCGAGAGGCCCUUAUUGAUGGGCGCCUAAUGCGUCCUUGUAGCCCACAUCCUCAACUCUCCCACGCACUGAAAUAUAGUUGGUAAAUAUCAUUAUGACGCAGAGUGCUGUGAGGAAAAUACAAGAGUGAGUCCCUGCACACAAGAAUAGAUUAGACAAAGUGAUCUAAAUUUAUAAUCAGUGUUGUUUGUUCAUGUGCAUGACGUAAGUGAUUUGACAUGAAUGCUUUAAGACAAAUAAGGGUUUCCACAUGCAUGUAAUUCAGUCACUUAUGAAUAUUCUUUUUAAAAAAAACCCUAAUGGAGAUCAGUGUUAGAUAAACCUGGGUUUUCAUUUUCACAGACGCAGCGAGGUGUGGCCAUCAAAAUUAAACAAGUUGCACAGCUCUUCUCAAAUACAACAUGCUUUAUUCCCCAAUUGCAUUGUACUGCAUGAUAUUGAGAGGUGUUUCAUAUUUUAUAUCUAUCACAUAUAAAUGUGGUGGAGAAAAUCUAGAAAUACAUCUCAGUUCACUGCCUCCUAAAUGACCAUAAAGUUGAAUCAACAACUCUCUCAAACAGUUUCAACAAAAACUGAUCAUUGUUGCAGUGCUGUUGUAUUAGAUUGCUUUAAAUUUGGGUAGGUGAGCUAAUAAACUGACAACUUAGGGUAUAUUUCUCUUGUAAAGAACAACCUCAUAGGCCAAUGAUUCACAAACCUUUGAAAGCUGAAAAAAAGGCACACUCUCCUGCUGUACUAUUGACAAAGAACAGGAGAACCAGGAAAGCUUCUUCAUAUUUUGGAUUGACUGAUAUUUUUUCUUUUCAUCUCUGUCAAAAAUAUGUCCACCUUGUACUUUAUAAUCUCUGUUAUUUUAAAAUUAAUCAAAUUCAGACACCUUCAUUGCAGCACACAGUUUGACUUGCAGUAGCAGAAAAAAGCAGAUGGAACUACUAAGUUCACUCCAGUAACUGUUGCCUUGCAAGAAAGCAGUUAAUAAAGUUAAUAGUUACACUUGUGUUUGACAAGUUUCACUCCAUAUUUUAUUCCAGCACAUGCAUGUAUCCAAAAUCUCUGAGGUCAGGCCAGUGAGUGUUGUUAACCAGUAAAACCAGAAAACUUAAAACUCAAUAUUUUUCUUAAAUAUAGAAAACUUUUACUGUAUAUUAUCUCACCUACAGCAUUAAUUGUCAUGUACUUACUGUUCAUUUUAGUUGUAUUGCAUUUUUAAGUCUGUCUUUUGUCUCUCUGCUAUGUUUUUAAUGUUUCUAUUUCUUGUCUUUUUGAGUGUGUUUUUCAUCUUUGUAUUUGUACUGCAUCUUUUUGUAUUGCUUGUGCUAUAUAAAUAAUCUUUUAUUCUUCUUCUCUUAUUAAAACAGGAAAACAAAUGACAAGUUUAUGUCUGACCAGGAUGAGACAGCGUGUUUCCCACAGUUUGUAGAGCAGGUGACUCAAGCUGAUCCUCUGAUGUGUGCAUCCUUCUCUGUUUUCUGUUCUCGAGUGGAAGUGAAAAUUCAAAAGAAAUUUGAUUAGUUGCAUUAACGUAAGGAACAAAAAAGCUUGAGACGUUUAACACUGAAAUACUGACUGAACACACACUAAACACUAUGUGCAUAAUUUCUAUGAUAAAGCUCUUGUUUGGCUCCUUACUAGGUUGUUUUACAUUUGGGAUUGCAGCAGGGCGUUCCCAUCACUGUCAGUUACAUAGUGUUACCACAGUGUGAUGUUCUUCAAAGAGAUGGUGACUGUAAUCAUCUAUAUAUAAGAGAACUGAUACUGAAAAUCUUUUGAGAGGCAACAGCCCUUUAACCUCGGGCAUGUGUGAGUCAUUCUUUAGUGCCAGUACUUCAGCAGCACGCACUCCACCUCAAGAAUACACUUAAGCACGAUAGCACAGCUAAUAAACACUCUGGUCAGAUAUGAAAACAUAAUAUCAGAUGUAAUAUAAAUGUGUGGGAGUUUUCUAUGUAUCAAUGACCUCGCACAGGUGUGAGGAUAUCCAAAAUUAGUGGCUGUAGUCUGUUGUUUAUACUCGUGGCUUUUUCAUACUGUCGGUCUAUAAGUGGUGAGAUUAGAUUUUUUUUAAAGAUGGUUAGUAGGCUGUAUUUCCCCACAUUCUCAUCAUUUAUAGUAGCACUUUUAGCCUCGUUAGGGGUUUGGCUGUAUGGGUGGCAAUGUUGAUCUGUAUAUGUCAGUCGAUUGGCCCACCACUCGGAUCCACACUGAAAUAUCUCAACAACUAUAGGACAGAUUAACAUGAACUUUUGUACAGACAUGCAAAGCCCUCAGAGGAUCAGAGGAUGAAUCGUACAGACUUUGCUGAUCCAUCCUGUUUUAUUUAAUUCCAUCAUGAAGGUCACAUUUAUCGUUCUGAGUGAAAUAUGAAACUACUAGACUGAUUGCUAUGACAUUUGACAUUCAUGAACCCCCCAGCAUUAUUAUAACUUAGGUGAUGACUGACUUUUUAUUUAGUGUCAUCAUCAAGUCUAAAUUUCAAUUUGUACAAGUUUAUGACCAAAUACCUGCAAAACUAAAGACAUUCCCAUCAGCCUCAGCUGUACUGUGUUUAGUGCUAAUAGGCUAAUGUCUGUAUGUUAGCAUGCUAUGCUAACAUACAGACAUAACGUAUCAAAUCUAUAUUCAUACUGGCCUUUGGGUUUUGAAAAAUGCAGAGAAAACAUUUCUACUUUAUUAAAGUUAGAAAUGGAUUAUGAAAAAUAUAAAUACCAGUCUGAAUUUUCAGACGCUUUGACAUUUUUCAUAGUAUGCAAUUCUCCCUAAAGAAGUGUUUCUUCCAUGUCACAGUUUAUAGGACAUACAGAAUUUAGGUUCACUAGAUGAAGUUGUCUAACUGUAAAUAUUGCCAUAUGUGCAAGAAAUGGACAAUACACCCCUGAUUUAUCUGUGUUUACCUCUGCUUUAAAGUCAGUGAAAGCAAAAGCUCCCAAGAAGGUAUUGCAUAUGUGCAGACUAAAACUGCAUCAUCCAAAAGAGAGAAGUUCAUGCUGAGACUGCACAUGGUGAAUGUAGAUCAACUGCGACUGAGAGAAAAAGAGAGAGAAAAGAGUGCAAAAUGAAGGGGGCUUUGGUGUAACUGUUCUUCCCCAUUCUGUCACGUUGAGGUUAGCUCAGAGAGCAGCUUUGCCCUCAGUACAGACACUACUUUUCCGGUACCAACCUCAAGCAAGCUCAGACUGAAAAAGAUUAGAGAGAAAGAUAAAUAGGGCAGAGCAGACUCAUAAAACAUCACUUUAAAACAUGCAAUUAGACAGACUUGAGAGAAAGAAGCAGAGAGAGAGUGACAGAGGGGAGUAACUGUGACGGGAAGCUGAAGUUUUUUCGGAAAUAGCCACCUGUAAGCCUCACACACAUUGUAUACAGUGACACGGUAGUGAACCGUGAGAGAGGCGGAGGAGCAGCUUAGGUGUUGUAACUUUGUAGAUUACCGAUGGCGUCUGGUUCUGCCAGCAGAGCGGAGGAGCAGCCACCAGCACUGCCUGCCAAAAAGCACAGAAGUCAGUCCAGAUGCUCCAGCGAGGGGUCUGACAGUGUUAUGGUCAGCCCUGUUGGACUCCAGCAUCAAAACUCCACAUACAACGACGUCUUCCCCGAAACCACCGACUGUCAUGCAGCCCAGUGUCCCAUUCACCAGCGCUAUGAUCACUCCCUACACCAGCAAAGAAACCCUCAAUACUUUGACAACCCUCUGUACAUGCUGGCACCCCUACCUGACACCUAUCUGCAUGAGGAGACAGAAGAGUUUAAACCAGUCGGAAGGAGCCCUCUCCCCUUAGCGUCCCUCUCCCAGCUGUGCUUUGACACCCCAGACGAACACCUCCCCUACCUCUUCAGCAGUUUUGAUGACCAGAGGGCUGUUUCCCAGGGGAUUCAGUAUCGUCAUCUACUAUUUCUUAGAAGUAUGGCGCAGAGCGUGGAAGCAAGGAUCCUGCUGCAGGCAGACGCCACAGGGAGGGACGUCAGCUCAUACCAGCCUCAGGAUUUCCUGCUGUGUGAGGGCAGUGAGCCAAAGCAGAUCGGAGACAUGGUAUACUACAGCCUGCACAGUCCCAAGCUCCCAGGGAGGGUGCUUGCUUUAAGGGUAAACAAACAACAAACAAAGACCGAUGAAACUCCCUCAGCUCGCAUCAAACACCAGCCCUCGCAUGUCAAUGUGCAAAAUGUGAUUGCUUAUUUCCAACCCAGCAGCACCCUGAAGAACAAUUCUGACUCAUUACAAACUCAAGAUCCCGCUCGUCCUUCAAAGUCAGAAUGCACUGCUGCUAACCCACCAGGGGGAGGCAGCCCUGAGUGUCCUAUAAACAUCAAUCUGCCCACAAUUCAGUCUGUACUCCAGCAGGGACACUGUGUGAGUGUUGAGAGAGACCUGCCGCACGUCACUCUAGAGGACUUUGUUCAGGAGAGCAGCUCGCUGCAGAGUACAGAGUGUGCAGUUUAUGACAGGCAGGUGUGUGUUCUGUUGCUGCAGAUAUUAUUAGGGUCUCAACAUCUGUACCACCUCUGUGCUGUAGCUGAGCUCAGACCUCGGGAGAUAUUUCUAGUGUGGCCCAACAAGGAGGGAGAAAAUGAGGCAGGUUUCAACACGAGUAAAACAGAGAGAAGCAACAGAUUGAAAGAGGAAAUGGAGUUGGAAAAAAUGGAGAAAAAAGGCAGGAUCCAGAUGUUAUGGAAGACACAGGGUUCCCCUCGUGUAGUGUUAACCCCGGUGUCAUCUGCUCCCUUUGUACUUCACCCCUUCACCUCCAUCAAGUCCAAGAUUGGAGCAUUAAUUCAAUACUGCUGGGGUCCACAAGAGAGCCUCACGUCUCCUCCUCAGUCCAAGUCUCCAUAUCGAAGGGGGCUUUCGUACCUGGCUUCUCUGCUCCAGAAUGAGAGCAGCGGGCCUCAGAUGGCAGACAUGGUGACCAUGCUUCAGGUGCUCCUCUGGGGCCCACGUCUCCCUCUGUUCAAUCACAAGGGCUCGACAACCACCACUGUACACAACUGGCUGACAAUCAAGCGAGCCUUACUGGUGAUGAAGUUGGCAGAAAGAGGGCUGAUCCAGGAUCAGUCGCCCCUGGAUUGGGAGGACUGUGUGUGCCUGCAGUACCUGUCAUUUACAGACCCCGAAACAGUUGUGAGCGUGAACAGUCAGCUUAGUCUCACCCUGAAUGUGGACUGAUUCUAUCACCACUUUAAUCAAGUCAGUUUGAGUCUUUUUUGACUGGAUUCUGAUUGUAUCCUGUAUUUUAAAACUUAGUAAAUAAGUAUUUUAAUUUUUUUUUUUGAGCCAACAAAGCAUAAAGCAGCAAGUACAGUGUCACUCUGCACUAUGUUUAACUGUGACAAAAUACACGAAGAAUGUGGGCUUCAGUUUCAACGGAGGCAACAGUCGUAUAUUUCCAUCUUUCUUUCUAUCAACACUUUAUUUACUACUCCUCAUAAUGUGAAAUUUGUAUAUAGCCUCCCUCCACUCAAAAAUGUGUUUUGCUUAAUAUUGCUCUCUAUAGUUUGACACUAGAUGGCUUUUUUGACAUUCAUCUGCUGGAGGAGGAAUGUUUACAUUAAAUCUGAUUUUAAGAUGUGUAGGACUGUGUAUGAGCAGGAUUUAGUCACUAACCAGUUUGGAGAAAUGUGGAAACUUGAAACGGGUCUUUCAGUGAAGUAGAGGGUAUUUAGUGUCCAGCAGUUGAACUUUUGAAAUGAAAUAAAGUACAUUUGCAUAUUUUUUUAAGAAUUUGAAA
Molecule: messenger RNA, 6338 nt
Organism: Thunnus maccoyii (southern bluefin tuna)
Lineage: Eukaryota; Metazoa; Chordata; Actinopteri; Scombriformes; Scombridae
Gene: peak3
Product: PEAK family member 3
Exons: 5
Coding region: 4046-5776 (576 amino acids)
Biological process (GO): protein phosphorylation
Cellular component (GO): focal adhesion; actin cytoskeleton
Molecular function (GO): protein kinase activity
Source: RefSeq, a predicted model, not a curated record